Rubroshorea leprosula is the source of this 789-nucleotide messenger RNA. Lineage: Eukaryota; Viridiplantae; Streptophyta; Magnoliopsida; Malvales; Dipterocarpaceae. The record is from the annotation of a GenBank genome assembly.
CUCUCUCUCUUUCUCUCUCAGUUUCUUCAUACUUUAUCUUCUUUUUUUAUUUGUUCAUAUUUGAGCGCUUAUUGUUGGAUUUUCUUAGUUAGCAUAAGAUAUAUGAUGAAAGACUUGUUGUUUCAUCAACAACAGCAGCAAGUUGUGUUGGAGGAGAACAUGACCAACUUGACUUCUGCAUCUGGGGAAGCAAAUGUUUCUUCAGGUCAGUACUUAGCUCCACCAGUUCCUCAACCUCAGCUGCCUCCAGCAAAGAAGAAGAGAAACCUCCCUGGAAACCCAGACCCAGAUGCAGAAGUGAUAGCUUUAUCUCCCAAAACACUUUUGGCAACAAACAGAUUUUUGUGUGAGAUCUGCAACAAAGGGUUUCAAAGAGAUCAGAAUCUGCAGCUUCACAGAAGAGGCCAUAAUCUGCCAUGGAAGCUGAAGCAGAGAACAAACAAAGAGGUGAGGAAGAAGGUGUAUGUGUGUCCAGAACCAGGUUGUGUGCACCAUGACCCAUCAAGGGCUCUUGGUGACUUGACAGGAAUCAAGAAGCACUUUUGCAGAAAACAUGGGGAGAAGAAGUGGAAAUGUGAGAAAUGCUCGAAGAGGUAUGCAGUUCAAUCAGAUUGGAAAGCACACUCCAAGACCUGUGGCACUAAGGAGUAUAGAUGUGACUGUGGCACCCUCUUCUCAAGGUAACAAACCCAAAAUCACUUUUUGAAAUUAAUGUAUUUAUACAUCAAACCCCAUGUCCCUAUUUGAGAACAAACAGUCAAAUCUUCAUAAUAAACUACGUUCCAUUGA